Suhomyces tanzawaensis NRRL Y-17324 is the source of this 2421-nucleotide messenger RNA. RefSeq lists its product as uncharacterized. The record is from RefSeq and is a predicted model, not a curated record. The transcript has a single exon. Gene Ontology annotation, molecular function: nucleic acid binding. The coding region runs from base 1 to 2421 and encodes 806 amino acids. NCBI's taxonomy places the organism in Eukaryota, Fungi, Ascomycota, Pichiomycetes, Serinales, Debaryomycetaceae.
AUGCCUAGAAGAAACACGAGGGGUGCCAAAGGCAAGCCCAGUGGCUCCAGAGGAGGCAACUUCGGCAGGUUUCCUUCCAAGAACAAGAAGAGGAACAGAGGAAAGUCCAACAAUCGUGGAGGUGCUGGAGGACCAGGACAACCUGGUAAUGGAGGAGAGUUCCCCGAGCUAAUGGACUUGAACGAGUCAAUGCACGUUCCAGCAGCCACCUCGAUGAAGUCGAUGUCCAAGCGGCCAGGCAGACUCAUGCAAGAAGCCAUGUAUACCGAGAGACACCACGGAGAAACCAUGUCCAAGAGUUUUCGAGACAGACCCAUAGAAUUCGUGAAGGCCACCGAGAUCUACGACCCGCAAAGAAAGAUCAAUGAGCUCUUGAAGCGGGGAGUCAAAGGCUCGAACCACAGCUCAGACGACCAGCAGUCAUCCAUGCAAAUAGUCCAGGAAUCCGACGCUAUCGUGGAUAUCGAUAUGAGUCAUGAGGCUGGAAACGACUCAGAUCUGGUAGAGUUCGAGAAGUUCAAUGACUACAUAAAGAAGCUCACAGAUCCAAGCAAGGUCGAGAGCCCAAAACAAGACCAUCAUAGUACUGUUAAGGCCGUUCCAGUGCCUCAAUCUGACACUCCACAACCUCAACCUGAAUCCAGCACUUUUAAAGAUAUCAAUAGCCCCCAUAUCCCUCCAGAAAACCAAGAAUUACUAGACAUAUUAAACUCUCCCGAUAAACCACAACCAAAGAACGAUACAAUCCUAACCUUUUCUUCUGAUUCCGAGGACUCGCAAGACGAAACCACCCCUGAGAAUCUCUCGGUUCAAAAUCUAAACAUCAAUGAGCCGGAAUUCGUCAUUGAUGAACAGGCUGAUGAUCAGACCUAUGUGGAAAAGCCAGAUGUGUCUCGAUUGAUAAAACAUACUAUUAAACACUCAGAUGCAUCCACAAAAGAUUCUACAACUGCUGAAUCACACUUGGAACACGAUUCCAUUCUCACGAUCGGAAAGGUCAGCCUCCGUACUCAAGUAGGGGAGGACGGAGUUAUCACAACCCAAUUGCCAUCCAAGAAUUUGCCAGACUCAGAUUUGGAGUCCGACUCUGAUGUUUCUGCAAACGAAGGAUAUAGAGACUAUAUCAGCUCUAUUAUCAGAGAUAUGCGAGAAAACAGUGAUGACGAGGAUGAUGGAUACAUCAGCUCUACAAAUUUUGACAUCAUGGCAUCGUCAUCGGAAGAGGAAGAUUCUGAGAGUGAUGACGAAGACAACGAAGACGACGAAGACGAACCUGAGUAUGGCUUUUUGCCUGAAGACUUCGAAUUUGACGUCUCUCAAAUAUCAGUCACCAACGUCAGGUAUGGAUUACUGAACCAGUUGUACACAAGAAAUCUUGACUUGACUGGUUCUCCAGACACUUACCAAUGGAUCGACCAAGAAGAAGUAGUGGAUUAUGUGAUUCUGAAGGGAGUGAAGGAGCAUAGACUUGGCAGUUUCUUGAAGUAUAUCACAGGUGGGCUCAUUGAUCAGAAGCACGAAGAGCAACCUGAUUAUUCAGAUGUGUACAUUUCAGAGUCUGACGAAGAGGAAGAGGAGAUCGACGAUGAUACUAGUCAAGAGGGAGACGAUGUCAGUGACCUUAUUGCGUUUACUAAGAACCAAAAAAAAUCAUUCUCAAUAGAGGACAUUCAAACCCAGAGCAUACAGACGAAAGGCAAGGGUCGUAAGAAACAGUUGGAUCUUGAUCGGUUUGAUCUUGAUAACGAAAUCAGAGAAUCCUUGCAAGAGCAGUUUCAGAUUCACAGAGAAAACAAGAAAAAUAGAAAGCUUGCCAAAGAGGAUGCCCGGAUCCAGAAGGGUCUCAAGUCAAACGAUCUCCUUGUCAAAUAUCCAUACACUUUGCACAUCAAGGAUAUCAGAGAUGAAAUGGAAUUAUUCCUCCACGAUUCCAAUAGAGACUCGAUGAGCUUUCCUCCUCUUGAUCCUCAUGGCAGCAAGGUGGUCAGUAGAAUGGCCAAGUGCUACAACUUCGGCUCUAAAAGAUGCGGACCUAACGGGAUCCAUCUGUAUGUUAAAUUAUCGAAGAGCAGAAAAACAUUCCAUUAUUUGCCUAGGUACGAUGAAAUUGGCCACAUACUUAAGCAAAGACCAAUUUUCAAUAGAACUGAUCAAAAGAGACCUAAGGAUGAAAUCACGGCCAGUGAUGGAAACUCCAAGAAAGACAAGGCCAGAGGCAGAAACAAGCUGAGCAUGCCUGUUAUUAAGGAAGGUGAUAUUGUUGGAGCUGCUGCACCAGAAAUUGGCAAAGACAAUAUUGGAAGACAAUUGUUAGAAAAGCUCGGAUGGAUCAAGGGAGAAGGUUUGGGUGCCCAUGGUAACAGAGGUAUCAGUGAACCAUUAAUGGCCACCAUGAAGAAGUCUAAGACUGGUUUGAAGUGA